Molecule: messenger RNA, 1158 nt
Organism: Gracilinanus agilis (Agile Gracile Mouse Opossum)
Lineage: Eukaryota; Metazoa; Chordata; Mammalia; Didelphimorphia; Didelphidae
Product: zinc finger protein 239-like
Exons: 1
Coding region: 1-1158 (385 amino acids)
Source: RefSeq, a predicted model, not a curated record
AUGGAAAACCUGUCAGAGGAGACUCCAAAGAAACAAAGUGGUCUGAAGCAAGUGAUUCUGGACAAGAAAACUUCUGCUGGGCACAGAGGCCAUGAGUGUGUUGACAUUGGCAAAAAAAUCCACCGUGGCAUCUGCAGACCCAAGAAGGCAUGCAGUGAGGGUGAGGGCAAACGUCUCCCAGUUCUAAUUCAACACCCCCCAAGUCUGAAUAGGGUAGAGAAAUCCUGGGAUUGUGAAGAAUUGGACAAGACUUUCAGCCAGAAUGCACAAAUGAGCCCACAUCAGAGAAUUCACACAGGAGAAAAAACUUACAGAUGUAAGAUCUGUGAAAAGUCCUUUACCCAGUAUUCAUACCUUGUUAAUCAUGAAAGAAUGCAUAAUGGAGAGAGACUUUAUGAAUGUAAGGAAUGUGGGAAAGCCUUCAACUGGAAGUCAUACCUCAUUGGACACCAGAGGAUUCACACUGGAGAGAAGCCCUAUGAAUGUAAGGGAUGUGGAAAAGCUUUCAGCCAUAGCUCAGCCCUGAUAGCCCACCAGAGAGUUCACACUGAAGAGAAACCCUAUCGAUGUAAGGAAUGUGGGAAAGCCUUCAAAUGGAAGUCAGGCCUCAACCAACAUCAGAGAAUUCAUACUGGAGAAAAACCUUAUCAAUGUAAGGACUGUGGGAAGGCUUUCAACUGGAAGACUCCCCUCAUUCAACACCAGAGAAUUCACACUGGAGAAAAGCCUUAUAAAUGUGGUGAAUGUGGGAAAGCUUUCAGCCAGAACUCAGCUCUUAUUGUACAUAAGAAUAUUCAUACUGGAGAAAAACCAUAUCAGUGUAAGGAAUGUGGAAAAGCUUUCCACUUGAAUUCACACCUCAUUCAACACCAGAGAAUUCACACUGGAGAGAAACCUUAUGAAUGUAAAGACUGUGGGAAAGCCUUUAGCCAAAGCUCAUCCCUUAUUAUACACCAGAGGAUGCAUACUGGAGAGAAACCUUAUGAAUGUAAGGAAUGUGGGAAAGCCUUCAGUAGGAGCUCAUCCCUGUUUGAACAUCGGAGAGUUCAUACUGGAGAGAGACCUUUUAAAUGUGAGGAAUGUGGGAAGUCCUUUAAUAGGAAUUCAUAUCUCAUUCAGCAUCAGAAUUCUCAUUGGACAGAAACCCUAGGAAUAUGA